AUGUCACUAAGAACCUUAUCAAGUUUUGAAAAGAGGCUACUGACUCAAUCCAUUGAGAAUAAGAGAAACGGUACAACAUUUGCUGCUAGUUAUUAUUCCUGUAAUGAAAAUUGGGAUGACGAUAUAACGUUAUCUACAGUUAGAGAUUCUAGAUUAACCCUUCCAAUUUUGACACAUGCACUACAAAGAUUAAUUUCGAAGAAUAUCGAAUUGGCUUUAACCAUCAACGAGGAUAUUGAAUACGAGCUAUUGAAAAGAAUCAAGACUGACUCAAUUAUAAAGUUGGUUCAAUUUGGGUCCUUUAAAGAUGAGAAAGUAAAUUGCCACGCUGGUGCUCCUCCAUAUCUAUUACGUCAUAUCUACAAUAAUUCUAAAUUUACACCCGGUAGCCAAGAACCCCUAUGGGAAUUAUACGUAGUUGAUGAAUCACUUGUGAUUUUCCACGGUCAAGAUGUAUUAUUUGAUUCAUUCUCAGGUGCUAAUUUUCAUAAAUUAUUAAUGGAGGAAAUUAAUCAGGUUAUAUUAAAUCAUAAACCUGAUACAGAGCUUAAGAAAUUAGAUUAUAUAUUCAACAGAAAUGAAAUACACACAGAUACAGUACUACCAAAAUCAAUAUAUGAUAAUCCAAAAAUACAUCUACCCGCAAAGACAACUAAUCUUUUCAGUUUACAAACCCAAUCAUUUUUUAAGUCAAUAUUUUUCAAUACUGUAAGGAAGCCAUUAGAUGUUUUACCUUUCUUUAGUUCUAAUGAUGAAGAGGUCCAUUACAAGAAUCUCGAAGAAUAUAAAUCGAUUGGUUCGUUUAAUGAAUUGGAUUCAAAAACUAAUCUUUGUGGAACUACAGUAUUUGGCACUAUCUCUAGGGAUAGAUUUAAUUAUCUAAAUUCUCUCGUGGAACAAGAAAAUAUCUGUUUCAGAAGUUUAAUAUGUGGUAUAACUAUGCUUUGUUUAAAACCACUUGUAAAGAAUUUUGACAAUUCUGUAACUUUUUCUAUGGACAUCGAUCUAAGAAACUUGGUUGACAAUCCGGAACAAUCAACAAAGAAUUUUGGUCUAUACUACAAAGAAAUUAGGGUUGAAUGUCCACUUUCAUUAAUCAACGAUAACGAGUUUAUAACAAGUGAAGAUGAAGCUGAUUCCAAAACUUUGAAUGAAGAAGACUCGGAGCAAAUGGAAAAAUUAUUAGAGUUUCAACUUAAAAACGUAACAAACCAUGUAAAAAAUGUAAUCAAUGAAAAUAUAAGAAGGUUUGAAAAGUUUGGCUUUGAUGAUGACGAUAUUAGACGAAUGAAAUAUUCAAACACUGACGAAUUUUCAUCUGAGAAGGAACAAGAGAAAGUUAUUAACAUUUGUGACACUUCUGAUAUCGUUCUUGGUGAAGCUGAACAGAAACGUGAAGGUCUAUUCAAUCUAAAGAAUACCAGUUUUACAAAGAGUUUGAAGAAAAACGAAUAUAUGUCACUGUGUUAUAGUUAUUGUAACGAUACCGGUCUGAACUUGUGUAUCCACUUCUCUGAUUCAUACAACAUGGAAAAUUUUGUUGAAUGUUUCCAAUCAUUCAUUGAAGAAUGA
Molecule: messenger RNA, 1572 nt
Organism: Maudiozyma barnettii
Lineage: Eukaryota; Fungi; Ascomycota; Saccharomycetes; Saccharomycetales; Saccharomycetaceae
Gene: PBI1
Product: Pbi1p
Exons: 1
Coding region: 1-1572 (523 amino acids)
Molecular function (GO): N-acetyltransferase activity
Source: RefSeq, a predicted model, not a curated record